AUGACUUCCACAAUUAAAGUCAUAAAAGAUAAACAAUGUCAAAGUCUAAUAGAAAAGAAGACAGAAGAAUACGAAAGUACUCGUGUAAAGGACAUUACCCAACUUAUUACUAGUGACGAAGCCAUUAGCUUGAUGAGUAUUGAGACAACCGAUGUACAAACCGUUUUGAAAAUUGAAAACCUCAUCAAGAAUGUCCUUCAGUUCAUCCAAGAAAAGAAUCAGGCCAUGUUUAACGUGGAAUGCAAACUAAUUUGCUCAAAAUACGCGUUUCAGGUAUCAGAUUCAAAGAACAAAGCUCUUAAGCAGGAAAAUGAAAGCCUAAAAGACAUGGAACAUUGUCUAAGAGUACAGAUUUUUCAACAAGAACAGAGCAUAAAGCCUAUAACAGAUAAACAAAAGGAAUUGGAAAUGGACGUAUUUCAAUUAACGAAAGAAAAGAAGAUGCAUCAACUUAAAAUAAGGCAACAGGAUAAAGAAAAAUCAGUCCUAUCUUCUCAAUGUGACAGACUCAAACGGCAUUUGAAUUCUGUCACCGAAGAUAACUAUAGACAUCAGCACAAUGCGAAUAUUUUAAAGGAUGAUUUGGAAGCCAAAGAAGAAGAGAAUAGACAUUUAUAUAAGGAAAGGAAAGCACUUAUAGCAAGUGUCGAUCGAGCAAAUUUUGAAGCCGAACAAUUGCAGUAUCAACUGGAGAAACACUCUGAAGAAGACGUACUAACAAAAUCUAGCAUCGAGAAUCUCUCUAAAACAAUAAAUAUAAUAAGAAAUGAUUGUCAAAAAGUCGAGGAAGAGAACCGAAUUCUCAACGUCGAAAAAGGUCUAUUGGCCCAAAAGAUUAUGGCUUUGGAAAACGACUUGGAGGAGUUAGAGAUAACUUGUCAGAAUUACAAAGAAGAGAUAGAAGAUUUUGCAGCAGAAAACACGGAUUUAAAAAAGAAGUUGAAAAGCCGUAAACAGUUGGAGCCGAUUCCUGAAGAAGCACACACUGUCAUUGAAAGCGAAGAAAAUGAAGAGAGCGAAAGACAGAGGAAAUUAUUAAAGAAGAUUGAAGAAGAAAAUGAAAAAAUCCGUGAAUAUGAAUUACCCGAACAACACAUAAACCUAGAAACCAAGUACGAGGAAAUUGCUAGCGCUUUGGAUAAAUCUCAGCGGGAAUGCGCAACAUUAAAGGACGAAAAGGAGGCUAUAAUUGGUGAAAAUUUAAAACUAAAGGGUUUAAUGAAAGAAUUGGAAACUGGAAUUGAACAGGCCAAAAAAGAGAGCGAGAAAUUAAAUUCCGAAAUAAAUGCUGUAACUCAGGAGAAUGACAGCAUGAAAGAAAAAUGUGCAAAAUUUGAUGCUCUUCAAGAGAAACUUAAAGAAAGCGUCAAAAGAUUCAAGGAUUUAACGUUUGAACAUGCUAGGCAAACUGUGAAGGCCGAGUCUCUUACUGAUAAAUGUCAGAAAUAUGAACACGAAUUAAAUGAGAAAGAAAGGCAAUGGAACACGUCUUCUUCUCUUCGUCUGCAAGAAAUAAAAGCGCUAAAUAUAAAGUUUCAUGAUCAAACUGUCCAACUCGAGACCUUGCAAAACUCAAAUGUCGACUUACUGAAGAAACUUCAAGAAAGACAAGAUACAGUGACCCUGAAAAAUACUGAAAAAACACUCUCGGUUCGACAAAAACACGUUUCACUUUUGGAAAGGGAAAAUCAAAAGCUACAGAAGCUUCGCGAAGUGCAGAUGCAAAAAUACAACUACUACCUUGAUUCCAUACAGAGCCUUUCAAAUGAAAAAUUACAUUUUUACGAAAACGAAAUACUUAUACUUCAGAACCAGAUUCAUAUGUUUACUUUGGAUGCACAAAACAAAGAGAUUCAACGAGGCUUAACGAGCUCGAGAUCAAAUAAAGGUCAGUUCGACGAUCAAAACAAACUUACGAAUAACCAAACAAUUGUCUACAUGUCUAGCUUUGAACUACGUACCUCCCGCGAUAAGCUACGCUCGGAAGAGGACAAGGAAAAUUCUCCUCAAAUAACAAAUAAAGCAGAGCGUUCUUUGAUUCCUGAAAACGUUCAAUGGGCUGGUGUACAAAGUAUGGAAACCCUUGAUGAAACAAAUAUUCUUCAAUAUAUAAACAAAACGACAAUUGAAAAUGCAAGUCAAAAGGAUGAUAAAACAAGCAUGAUACAUUUAAAUGAAAUACCAAAAGAAUUGGUUGAUGAUGAAUAUGUAUUGUUUAUAAACGAGAAAGAACCUACAGUAAAUAUAAACGAGGAGGAGUCAGCAAGGAAAUUAUCCCUGUUCUACUCUGAAGAGGAAAAAAGCCAACUUCCUGGGUUUAUUGUGGAUGCUAAACCUGCAAGCUGCAUUCUCUUUCCAUGCUGCCAAGAUGUAUCGGGCAAAAGAUCAAACAAAAAGAAAGAAGCAUCAAAAAAGAAAUUGGCUCAUCAAAUCUUUCGUUCUCAAUGAUUACAAUAUCUUCAAACGAUGAAACUGUUAUUACUAAACCGCGUUAUACUAAGCUUUCAAUAAGAAUUAAUUAUUUUGUGUG
Molecule: messenger RNA, 2530 nt
Organism: Schizosaccharomyces cryophilus OY26
Lineage: Eukaryota; Fungi; Ascomycota; Schizosaccharomycetes; Schizosaccharomycetales; Schizosaccharomycetaceae
Exons: 1
Coding region: 1-2448 (815 amino acids)
Source: RefSeq, a predicted model, not a curated record